Messenger RNA from Lasiosphaeria miniovina, 449 nucleotides. RefSeq lists its product as uncharacterized. NCBI's taxonomy places the organism in Eukaryota, Fungi, Ascomycota, Sordariomycetes, Sordariales, Lasiosphaeriaceae. The record is from RefSeq and is a predicted model, not a curated record. The transcript has a single exon. Bases 253 to 447 code for a protein of 64 amino acids.
GGCAACGUCGCCGAAUAAGCAAAGCAAAAAAAGGGGAGGCUUGACAGACAAUAGCAAUACCAAGCUUACACGCGGCGGGGCUUGGUCGUUAAAAGACGUAGUCUCACGAGGCCAUUAACUUAGACGGCUAGCCGGAGCUGGAGAGUGAAGGGAGUCCUCGAGAGUGCAUGUAGGCAUGUACAUGAGACGUACCGGAUACAGAGAACAGUUAUCAGCAAACCUCGGUGUCUGCUCCAAACACCAAGCUGGGGAAUGUUCGGACUGACUGGGUCGGUGAGAAACCAAGCGUUCAUCCCUACAAUCCGAGCGCCACCAAAGCCACAGCGCGUCAAAGCUUGGACACCAAGCAGGCCUGUCGGCAACCCUAGUGCUGCUUGUAGAUGCUUGCGGACUCGUCACAAACGUUGGCCGAAAAGCACAAAAAAAGAAAAGCCAACAGAAUUGUAGCG